GCAAGACGGAGAAACAUAUUAGGUAGUCAUGACGAGAGCUGAUAAUCAUUUAGCAAGGUGGUACUUUGGAGGGUUGGCAAGUACAGGGGCUGCCUGCUGCACCCAUCCUCUUGAUCUGCUAAAGGUUCAUCUUCAGACACAAUAUGAAGGGAAAAUUAACAUUGUUCGAAGUGCCAUCAGCAUUGUUCGGGAACAGGGAGUUUUGGCACUGUACAAUGGACUGAGUGCCUCACUACUCCGUCAGCUGACAUACUCUACCACGAGAUUCGGUAUUUAUGAGGUAGUGAAGCAGAGUGCAACAAAACCAGGAGAAAUAUUACCAUUUUAUAAGAAAGUUAUCUUUGCUGCAGCCGGAGGAGCCGCUGGUGGUUUUGUAGGAACACCUGCUGAUAUGGUGAAUGUUAGAAUGCAGAAUGAUAUUAAAAUUCCAAAAAACCAGAGGAGAAAUUAUAAACAUGCUUUUGAAGGUUUGUGGAGAAUAUAUAAAACUGGGGGCGUUAAUCAGUUGUUUUCUGGAGCUACAAUGGCUACUUGCAGGGCCACCGUAAUCACCGUUGGUCAGCUGUCAGUGUAUGAUCAGAUAAAGCAGACCCUGUUAGAGACAAAUUACUUUGUGGAUAAUUUAGUUACCCACUUCACAUCAAGCUUAAUCACGGGUGCUGUUGCUACAACUGUAACACAACCUUUAGAUGUUUUGAAAACCAUAACAAUGAAUGCAAAACCAGGAGAAUACAAAAACCUUUUCCAUCUUAUAAGAGUAACAGCAAAGCUUGGUCCACUGGGCUUCUUCAAGGGUUUUGUUCCUGCCUUUGUCAGGUUAGGCCCUCACACCGUCCUCACAUUUGUGUUCUUUGAACAGUUGCGAAAAAGGUUUGGAAUUCUGCCUCAGCUAAGAGAGUGAAGCACAUAUUUUAGCUAUUGUUAGUUUUUUUAAAGAAGACCGUGUCUAAAAAUAUAACAAUAAAGUAUUAAUUCUUUUU
Limulus polyphemus (Atlantic horseshoe crab) is the source of this 980-nucleotide messenger RNA. Its product is annotated as mitochondrial dicarboxylate carrier-like. The record is from RefSeq and is a predicted model, not a curated record. Gene Ontology annotation, biological process: thiosulfate transport; oxaloacetate transport; succinate transmembrane transport. Lineage: Eukaryota; Metazoa; Arthropoda; Merostomata; Xiphosura; Limulidae. The transcript is spliced from 9 exons. The coding region runs from base 29 to 901 and encodes 290 amino acids. Gene Ontology annotation, molecular function: sulfate transmembrane transporter activity; succinate transmembrane transporter activity; malate transmembrane transporter activity.